CAAACAGCGUGAAAGAAAGGAAGGGAAGCUCGAGGAGAGGACAAGAGACUGGAGGAGUUAAUUUAUCGCUGUCCUUGACACAAAGCCUUCGGACAAAAAGAAAAAGGAGAGAAGAAAAAGAAAGGGGGAAAAAAGGGAGCAGAGCUCGAGAAAUUUCGAAAAUAUCUGCCUUGAUUAUUUAAUCAAUAUCGAGUAUAAGUUGAGAACCGACCGAGCAGCAAUGGCCCAGGAGACCAAUCAGAGCCCGGUACCCAUUCUGUGCACCACGGGCUGCGGUUUCUACGGCAACCCCAGGACUAACGGCAUGUGCUCUGUGUGCUACAAGGAGCACCUGAGUCGACAGCAGAGCAGCGAUCGCAGCCCAGUGAGCCCUCUGGCAGCAGGCAGUCCUUCAUCUGAGACGUCAGCCAUGCAGAGACUAGAAGGCAGCCUAAACAAAGCAGAGGAGACCUGCGCAGAAUCGGCAUCAGAAGGCAUGUCGGCUGCAGCCUCCCUGCCAGUCACACAACAGAUGACGGAGAUGAGCAUUUCCAGAGAGGAGAAGAGCCCAUCUCCUCCAUUGAACGAUGCAGAAACAGUCGUUAGCCAGCCCACUUCUUCCUGCUCGCCCCUUAGUGAUGUUGUUGCAAAGAGUCCGGACGCCGGCAAACCCAAAAAGAACCGCUGCUUCACCUGCCGCAAGAGGGUCGGCCUCACAGGUUUUGAUUGUAGGUGCGGCCAGCUCUUCUGUGGCAUCCACCGCUACUCGGACAAGCACAACUGCACAUACGACUACAAAGCUGAGGCGGCUGCCAAGAUCCGCAAAGAAAACCCUGUGGUUGUGGCCGACAAGAUCCAGAGAAUAUAAAGCAUGGAAAGAGAAGUAUACUGAGCUAAAACGGAUAAAGGAUAAACGGACUUGUUUUUUCUAUUCUGAGAAAGAAGGCGGGGUAAAGCAGCUGUACUGUGUGAUGCCCAUGCAUUAAUUACCAUUUGGUUUUAGGUAUUAAACUUUUUUUUUUUUUUUUUUUUUUUUCCCCUCUUUGCUCUCACCUGCUGUGCCAGCUCUUUGCCAUAGUUUUGGUUUGUAGAUCACGAUGCCGUUUCAGGGAACCGUUAAUCCUAUUUUUCUGCUGGUUAUGAGCUAAUUGACUCCCUUGCCUGUUCUUUCAGUGCCUGAUUGGUUCAAGAUAGAAAUGAUACUCCUAAAAAUGACUAGACUGCAUCAAAAAGAGAAUACCGAGGCUGCGUGGUGUGUUCACGACAUCAUUACAGGAUACCAGUCCAACAUUUGCGAAGUUACCAUUUAUAUUUCAAGCUGGUAUUGAUGCUGAGUAUUGGAUCAUUGCUUUCCUAGAAAUCGCAUGGUUUGCCAAAACAAGGUUGUGCAAUUUAGCAUUGUAAGCAGGACGUUCUGAAACUCGUGUGGGGUUUUUUUUUUUUUUUUUUUGUGCGCACACGCGCACUGUUCUGCAAGUGUUCUCUUCCAGUCUGAAUUGGGAGACAAUUUUUUUUCUUUGUUCUUCCUUGUUCCUUUCAAGCCUAUUCAGUAAAGGUCAAACAGAUCAACUUUCCACCAAGGCUGCCUGUCGGUCAUCAAUAAUUCAUCAUCCCCCCCCCCCCCCAAAAAAAAAAUAACAAUUUCAUAAUGUGAACAUGCUACUGUGACCCACUGGUGGAUGCUGAUCCGAAGGCGUUAGUGUUUGUCCUCCUAGCUUCUUUCACAGCACAUGAGCUUACAGCCGUGCGGCCAUUUAUUAUGGAUACUAUGGGGUUGUUUGUUUUUAUCAUUCGAGUGCAGUUAUUUAGGCAUUUAUUUGGUGUUUAUGAACAUGUGUGCAUGCAUAUGAGAGAGUGUGUGUGUGAGAGUGAGCGAGAGAGAGAAACAAUCCUUCCUGAGUCAGUUACGUUUGGACAUUUGAAGCUCAACAAAAGGAUCAGUGUUUUUGUUAAAUGUGAGCGCUAGCACCCAUAACUGAACUUCUUUGUGUGUGUUUUUUGUGGGUUUUUUUUUUUUUUUUUGCCGUCCCCCCCCCCAUGGCCCUAGGAGUGACUAAACCAUAUGUAUCUCUUUUUGAGUUUUAAUUUCAGCUAUUAGUUAUAUGCAAAUUUGUACAAAAGAAAACCUGUUCAUAUUUAUGUAUUGCAUUUAAUCGUUUUACUUGCCAUUAAUGCAAAAAAAUAGUAUUGUAAAUAAAAAUGUACAGAAUAAAAAAAAAAAACAAAAAAAAAAACA
Neoarius graeffei (lesser salmon catfish) is the source of this 2215-nucleotide messenger RNA. It is a transcript of the gene zfand5a, whose product is annotated as zinc finger, AN1-type domain 5a. Bases 221 to 847 code for a protein of 208 amino acids. Gene Ontology annotation, molecular function: DNA binding; zinc ion binding. The transcript is spliced from 6 exons. Lineage: Eukaryota; Metazoa; Chordata; Actinopteri; Siluriformes; Ariidae. The record is from RefSeq and is a predicted model, not a curated record.